Molecule: messenger RNA, 2970 nt
Organism: Dinoponera quadriceps
Lineage: Eukaryota; Metazoa; Arthropoda; Insecta; Hymenoptera; Formicidae
Exons: 5
Coding region: 1221-1577 (118 amino acids)
Source: RefSeq, a predicted model, not a curated record
GGAAAGACGAGGUUGCCUGCCCACAUAACCCGCCUACCUCUCAGUUCUCCGCUUACCGAAAAUUCGUUUGAAUAUUGCUGCAUUCACGACGUUUGAUCGAAUGAGAGAGCGCUCGCUCGAAGUGUGCUGAGAGUGAGAACGGUAUUUUACAUGUUGGAGAAAUAAGGAUUUCGAAGUAGAUAAGCGUUUGUUCCAUACACCGAGAAGCCGUGGCUUCGAAUUUCUACGAAUAAUUCCGAGUUGUUUUAAAUACGAGCUAUUUCCUCCAACGUGCACGCCUUCCUCCACUCCGGCCCCUCAAUUAUUUCAUCGGCUCGAUCCGCGAGGAUGACGCGCAGCGGUUUAUAUCUACUUCUAUAAAAGGAAAGAACUUUGGCGCAGCCGUCGGUCGUACGUGAAACGUACGGAUUUCCACAUCUGAGACAUCCUGUAUCCAAUGGCAGAUCAAGACACUCUCAAGGAUGCGAUCUUGGUCGGAAAACGGUAUUAUUAUCCGCGUCUUUAUCUUAUAGAGAAAUUUCGCUUCAAGUGACCACGUUCAAUCGAUAUCACAUUUCGAAUCCCCCAUGUGUUUUAAUUAUGACGAGUAUCCAGGAAAGAAAUAAACCCGUCAGCGUAGCUGAAUUUUUUCACGUCGCCUGGAAACCGAAGGAAAAUUCGGUUGUAUAAAUAGAGAGAUUUCCACGGGAGGUUUCCGCUCGGCCAAUUUUUCUCAGUUGUCUCGAUCGAGUUUUAAUGCGAUUUACUGUGACCAGAGUGAUCAGAAGCCUGCGAGAAUCUUGCAACUGAAUUUUCAUCUGGUCCCCGGGAAAAACGGGGGGAAAUUCAGUUACACCGACGGAAUUGUAUUUCCCCGUGCUUUCCCCGUCCUUUCUCAUUUCCAGUUAUGCCUCUACGCCGGAUAGACGCGACUUAGAGGGAAAAAGGCUGCCUCCGCCACUGCCUGUCCCAUCUAACGGGCGGACCUCGCGGGAAGGACGCGGCGGCGACUCAGUCGACGAGGGGACGCCGUGUCGCGAGGAUCAACAGGUGCGAACUCCCGAGCAGCAUGGUAACCAGACAAAGAUUGAAACCGUUGGAUCAAAUCUUGGUAAUUGCCAGCGAAACCAGGCGUCCUUCUUUCAGUGUGUACAACUUAGUGUUGAAGAGAGCAGGCGCAAAGUUCCAGGACUAGUUCAGGGAACAUUUACGUCUGCAGCCGCCUGCUCGUCGUACUCGCCAUGCUCCUCGUCGAGGUGCAAUGCGGCGACAUCCUGCGCAAGAGCAUCGUCUUCGACAAGAACACCCCGGACGUGUUUUACUGUCCGCAACACAAGCCGAUCGGUUUCGAGAAGAUGCUAGUCAAGGCGCGGCCGUUGUCCAGGCUCUGCCAGUUCGAGGGUCGGCCGAUACCUGAGGAUUACAAGAGCGACUGCUACAACGACGUGGACGAGACCGAGUACGCCUGCAAGGAGAAGUACAGGAUCAUGAUGAGACUUCAUCCGCCGGGAAGCGACACGCCUUAUAACGGGACACGCCUGUCCAAGUUCUUGGCCUUCGACAAAGACUUACCGUACGCGCGGAAGAAUCAGGUGUAAGGAAUAAGAGAGAGAGAGAGAGAGAGAAAGCGGCUGUACGAUUCCAAGGCCGCGAGACGGAGAGACGACGCCUGUGUUGCGAUUUGUAGUCGCCCAGAGUGUUCGCACGCUUUUGAACCUCAGCCUCAGCACGUUCGAUACGACGACGAGUAUCGGUCGGACAGUUCCUGCAAUCCAGUAAUUAACACUUCUCCGACGGCACAACGGCGCCCCCAGGUAGAGCAGGAAAUUACGAUGACGCGGAAAUGACGUCGAGAUGAUGAAAAAAAUCAGUCUUGCAGACAUUUUUUGUCGUUCUCUCUUCCACCUGAGGUGGAACGCUGCGCUUUACACGGACUUCGCAACGUCGCCAGUGAAGCGCGUUUUCUCUCUCUCUCUCUCUCUCUUUCUCUUACGCGGAAAAAGAUGUCUCAGUUCCUGCGGAUAAAUGAGGACCGGAUGAAAACUCGACGGCGAGAAAGGACGUCUCUGUUCACCGCGACUGAGAACACUUAACGUGUGUGAACGUUCAGUUGCGUUGAGAAACUCAAACGAGACAACUGAGAGAGACGAUUGACCGAGCAGGAACCUCCUAAAAGUAUCUUUCUGUUCCUGCAAUCGAGUUCUUGCCUGGUUCCCGGGCAACGAACGAUUAGUCAUAUCAACGGAAAUCAACCCUUGUCGACGAAGUGUUAAUGAGAGAGAGAGAGAGAGAGAGAGAGAGAGGGAGAGAGAGUCAAUUUAUAUAUUUAUAUAGCGGUCGAUCGUGCGGGCGGGUCCCACAUAAUGAUCGCUUCUAUUUAUUUUCACCGCUUAUUCUCGCGAUGCUUGCCUCAAACCACCUAACGUUCCUAACGUUCGGUUUAACGCAAGUGGACGAACGUGAUUCCCGUCGUACAGUGCGAGAUUUUCUUCGUGUAACAUAGGUCAUGCGGUUAUCCCUUUCGUUUGUUCGUAACUUGUACACUUAUAUAGGCGGAACAAAGAGAGUAAUAUAUUUACGGAUAUACAUAUAUCCCUCGUAUAUACACGCUGAGUUACCUGAAAUCAAUAAAUAUCCAGCGUUAAUAUGCGUGACUAAAGAAUGUGUGUAAUUCGUGCAGAUCAAUAUAUUAAUACAUUUAUUAUAGGAUGACAUCCUCAAGAAUAGUUCCCCGAUGUUGGAGCGGGUUACAAUAUAAUUUACGUUGCGGUAUUUAGUCGAAGAUGUGUGUGUGUGUGUGUGUGUGUCAGAUACACUGGACGAGUUGAAAUCUCAAUCGAGAUUCGUCUCGAGCCGAGAGGCCGCCUUAUAAUUUGUCAACCCGGUGCGCUUAUCGUUACUGCGAAUAACGGCCUUACGAACUACAUGUAAAAAUUAGUCAUUCAAUUAUGCACUAUAAUUUUUUCUCUAAGAAACGCGCGCUAAUUAAUA